Molecule: messenger RNA, 4308 nt
Organism: Manduca sexta (tobacco hornworm)
Lineage: Eukaryota; Metazoa; Arthropoda; Insecta; Lepidoptera; Sphingidae
Product: alanine aminotransferase 1
Exons: 10
Coding region: 541-2094 (517 amino acids)
Biological process (GO): biosynthetic process
Molecular function (GO): pyridoxal phosphate binding; L-alanine:2-oxoglutarate transaminase activity
Source: RefSeq, a predicted model, not a curated record
AUGUCAAUUUGUGAUCAAAAUAAACAAAUAUAAAAAUUGAACCUUUUACGUAACUACUAACUGCUCCAUUUUUUUUCCUCUAUUAUUUAGAAUAGUUUUUGCAUUUAAACGUGUGACCACUAAAGUGUUUCUGUUAUGUGCAAUCAUUUUGCUUAUUUUUGUUAUUUUGCGAAUCCUUGCUCUUUUAAUCUCCGUUGAUAAGAUAACCUUCCGGAAGGUCGUUACGUCAGUAAUAAAAAACAAUUACAGUUGAUUAAAAUCAGUGUGUAUCUUAAAUACUAUCGGAGAAACAUAUAUUAAAGCAGACGACUGUUUACAAGUUUGCGAGCGCACGUACGUAUCGAUCGGCUUGGUGCGCGGCGGCAAACACCAACCGGUUUUGUGAUUUUUUUUACCCAGUGUCCUGUGCUUUUAAUUUCCCACCAUCAAUACCGAUUAAGUGCAAUAUAUUUUUGGUUGAUUUAUUAGUUGAUAGUGCGUGGUGCAUGAUAAACGAAACAGUAAGUGACGUAAUCCGAGUAGUAAAAUUGAUUAGGCAGCAUGUCACAAGUGAAGUUAGUAAGCCGCGCUAGUCGCGUACUGGCCGGCGUCGUGCGACGUUCCGAGUUAGCAGAAAUCAAUUUUUUUAAGCCUUCCUGUACCGUUCGCACCAUGGCAUCGAAAGCAAUUACCAUUGACAACAUCAACCCUAAUAUUUUGAAGUUGGAAUAUGCAGUGCGAGGUCCAUUGGUGAUUCGCGCUGCGGAAAUCGAAAAGGAGCUGGAGAAGGGUGCGCAGAAGCCUUUCAAGCGGGUGAUCAAAGCCAACAUCGGAGAUGCGCACGCCAUGGGACAGACCCCCAUCACAUUCAUCAGACAGGUCAUAUCUUGCGUCACAUCCCCGGAGCUGAUCGAGAAGGGAGACUACCCUGAAGACGUGAAACAACGUGCGAGAGAAAUUCUUGGCGCGUGCGGCGGCAACUCAGUGGGAUCAUACACAGCAUCCCACGGCAUCGAGUACAUCCGCCGGCACGUGGCGGAGUACAUCGAGCGGCGCGACGGACACCCCGCCAACUGGGAGGACAUCUGUCUCUCGUCCGGCGCCUCCACCGCCAUCAAGAACUGUCUGCAGCUGUUGUGUAACAACAUCGGCGGGAAACCUUCCGGCGUGAUGAUACCUAUCCCGCAAUACCCGUUAUACUCGGCGUCAUUAGCGGAGUAUGGGUUGGAGCAAGUGGGAUACUACUUGGACGAGGACCACCAGUGGGGGCUGGACAUUGAGGAACUCGAGAGGGCGUUAGCGGACGCGUCGAAGAACUGCAAUGUGCGGGCUCUGGUGGUGAUCAACCCUGGCAACCCUACUGGGCAGGUGCUGACGCGCGACAACAUCGAGUCGAUAAUAAAGUUCGCGCACAAACACAAGCUGUUCCUGUUCGCGGACGAGGUGUACCAGGACAACGUGUACGCGGAGGGGAGCAAGUUCUUCUCUUUCAAGAAGGUGCUGCGAGAAAUCGGCUCUCCAUUCGACGACAUCGAGCUGGCGUCGUUCAUGACGGUGAGCAAGGGCUACAUGGGCGAGUGCGGGCUGCGCGGCGGCUGGAUGGAGCUCGUCAACCUCGACCCACACGUGCAGGCGCAUCUCUACAAGUGCAUCAGCGCCAUGCUCUGCCCCUCCACGCUGGGCCAGACCGCCGUCGACUGCGUUGCGCGGCCGCCGCUGCCGGGCGAGGCGUCGUACGAGCUGUGGAUCCGCGAGAAGACCGCCGUCCUCGACUCCCUCAACAAACGCGCCAAGAUGAUCGUCGACACAUUCAACCAGAUGGAAGGGUUCAAAUGCAAUAUUGUGCAGGGCGCGAUGUACGCGUUCCCGCGGUUCGAGUUGCCGCCGAAGGCGAUCAAGGCGGCCGCGGCCGAGGGCAAGACGCCCGACACGUUCUACGCCUUCAGGCUGCUCGAGGAGACCGGUAUCUGCGUGGUGCCCGGCAGCGGGUUCGGACAGCGUCCCGGCACCUACCACUUCCGCACCACCAUCCUGCCGCAGCCCGAACUCCUCAAAGAGAUGCUGGACAUCUUCCAGGCCUUCCACAAGAAGUUCACCGCCGAGUUCUCGAACUGAACCACUACUUAGUUAAAUUAAUUGAUAUUUUCUAUACUUGCAAAAAUACCGCAUUGUUCUAUUGUAGUAAAGAAGUGUCUAUAUAAGUGCGAUGGAAACCAAAUAUAAUUACGAUCAGCUGUAAUAGUCAACAUUACGCUCCCGGUGCGUAUUGAGUGCAUUUGACAUAGCCAAUCAGAUUGCUGGAAUUGUGGUCACGUGAUCUGUCACUUGUAGAAUACAUCAGUGCGGUGUUCGUUGGAAAGUAUUUUUGUAUUAUUUGAAUGCACUAUCACACAAUAGAUAUAAUUUCAAUUUGUAUGCUCUGUAUGGGGACGGAUCAGGGUCUAAUGGGUACUUAGUAAUACUGGGAUAUGAGUAAAAAUUUGUACAGAUACACAAAAGUCUGGUGGAUUUAAUUCUUCUAAGACGUUAAUGGCGAUAGCAACUAGAUUUUAGAAGCCUUUGGAAUUUUUCUGACCGUACAAAACCUACAUACCCAAAACAACUUACCGUUGUAUUUUUCUAACGACAAUGUUUGCAAUCCAAUCUGCCUAUGUAGUAUAUUUAUUUGGCUACAACAUGGCAGCCUAUUAUAUCAUCUGAACAGGAUUUUUUUACAUAUCUUUAGUAUUGUCCUAUCCAAGCAAAAACUUAUGUUCCUAAGAUCAUAUUGAAGUUUUAAACGCGGACCACGGAUUAGUCUUCAUACAUUUUUGUUCUAAUUUUCUUAUGUAAGGUUUGUGAUAUUGCCGAGAGAUACUAAUGGAUGCAUCACCACUUCAUUUUUUUUUAAGUUUUAUGUAAUUCAAUUAUAAGUGACACGGAAUUUGUGUUUAAGACAAAAUAAUGAAAUGUAGCCGAGAAUAUUUCGGAUACUUAAUAGUUCAAGCGUGUACCGCGAGAUGGCGUUAUUAAUGUUAAAUUAAUUUUAAAAUUAUGUAUCAUUUUUCUUUUAUUUCGAUCGUUUCUACCUCGAUUGUAUUUUUAAAAUGUUUAUUUAAUUUAAUUUAUGAAAAAUCUGUUUUUUUUUACACUAUAAAUUUAUUUUUAUAUUAUUAAUGAUAUUCUCUGUGUCACAUUUAUUUAUAAGUAUGUUUAUUAUUUGUAUGAUAUUAUUUUUAUUAUUUCUAGUCGUAACUUGGUUGGUCGUCCGACGUCCAGCUAUCGAACAUUUAGGAAUGACUCUGCAGGUUUAUACUCAGUUAAACCAAAAGACAUAUAAUAAGUUAGCUCGUAAAAAGAGGUUGUGUAUUCGAACUUAAGGCUUCUUAUGGGUUGGUAGUAGUGAGUCGUUGAGCUGGCAGGAGGCAUCUUUUUUAUGUAAGGAACUGAAUAAAAAAUAAUCCCUCACCUUACUGGAAUCUCAAAAUGCGAGUAAUGUCAUCCACAAAUACUGCAACUUGCAUGCAAGAAUACCGCGCAUUUAAAUCCUGCAAUAGCUGACCAGUCCAGCGGCACUCACUCGUUACAGAGCCAUUAUUCUCGAAAUUUAAUCAUAAAACACCCCUGCAUUAUCACAAUUUUCUUAUAAACCUUUGCAUUUCUUUGAUGUGUUCAGAGUCGAAAAUGUAUUAAUAUGUUAAAAAGGCAGUUUUUUGUUUAUAAAAUAUAUAUAUUUCUUUUUAAAUACAAGUGCCAUUUACUUGUUAUAUGAUGAGAAAUAUUUUGUCUCUAAAAUGAUAUCUGAGUUGCAGCUUGAUAACUAAAAAUAUGGGCAUACACCAGGCUACUGCGACACAGAGCUUUGUGUCGGCUUGUUACCAAUGAUAUUACAAUGACGUCGCUAGAAGUUGCUGCGAUGGUAUGAAAGUUGAGCAAAAACCAAUCGAUAGCGUAAAAGCAAAUGUAAGUUAGCUUAGCUAUGUUGGUCACACUCAACUUUGUUCAUAUUGCAAGUUCGACGCAUCGUCUAGUGACGUCGGGAGUUCGACACGACGCCACCUGACGUCAUGUUUGAUGCGACGUCGAGUUACGUUGCUGAAAUUUGUUUUACGACGUCACAAUAUGUGGGCCGUAAGGUUAAAUCAAUUUUAUUAUUUUGUAUGUAUGUAUAGAAUCAUUCUAGCCCUUAUACUACUUAUUAUCCAACAUACAAUGUUCUGUAAGUUUUAUAUUAUUAUUUGUAACUUGUGACGCAAUCGAAUGUGUGGUCACUCCUUGCGGAAUUUAUAGAAGUUUGUUAAUUUUCAAUUUGUUACCAUUGUUAUAUCGAAUAAAUUAAUACAAAGAAAA